CCCAUUGCCCUCUGCCGUUUGACUCCGCGUGACGUAAAGUUUAGCGCUAAAACGGUCCAUGGACGUCUCUAAAACGCCAAAAAGCCUCCCUCUUGCCUUCUCGUGUUUAUCGUUUAUUACACUUAACAUUUAGUCGAAAGUUCACGGAUAAAUAACACGAAACUGCCCGCGGCCGUGCGUUCUAGGCCAACUUUAUCGUGAGCCCCGCGGCCGCGUUAGGCAUCUUGUACGAGGCCCUCUGCUGCCUCCCACGUCAGCCCCCCGGGCUUGCCUGAUUCUCCCGCCGCGCUUGGGGUCUCGGAUCCCCGGGCCGAGCAUGGAGCCGGCGGCCUGCAAAGGCCGACGUGGCGGUCGGGCGACCGCUGCUGUCGCUAAGGAAAAUAUCCCCGGCUGGGAGGAUGACGGACGCGCUGAUGUGGAUUUUGUGAAGGAAGGAUCAGCAUUGAGGAUCGAAGCGAAUGGCCUUGCUGAGACCGGGCCUCCGCCCAGCUCUACACCAGACCUUGAAUGCGACGAUCAACCCAGCUCUGUACAAUGUUUCACAACUUACCAGGUCGUGCGAAUGAGAAGGAGUGAGUUGUGCAACCAUCUGACUCGACUGUCACUUGACACCAGUGGGACCAAGGAAGUGCUACGGCAAAGGCUGAAGAGCUACUGUCAACUUGAGCACCGCAGGAAGAAGGGUUCCGAGGACCAGUCUGCAUGCAGCAAGCGGCCUGCGAUUGCCAGGGGCAUACUACACGCGAGCGAAUUGGAGCCGUGUGCCUUCAACUACAUCUGUGUGGUCGACUUCGAGGCCACUUGCCAGGAGCACAAUCCUCGGGACUUCCAGCAUGAAAUAAUCGAGUUCCCUGUGGUUCUGCUUAAUACCAGGACUCUGCAGAUUGAGGAUACAUUUCAAGAGUACGUGAAGCCAUUUCUGAAUCCCACACUCUCAGAAUUCUGCACUUCCCUUACGGGGAUAACGCAGGAAACCGUGAACGCUGCUGACUAUUUCCCUGAAGUAAUCGACAGAGUUGUAAACUGGAUGAGGCAGAAGGGUCUUGGAACAACCUACACUUACGCGAUUCUUACCGAUGGGUCCUGGGAUAUGGCACGGUUUUUAAAAAUCCAGUGCCAACUCAGCCAACUGCCAUACCCACGCUUUGCAAAGAAGUGGAUAAACGUUCGCAAAACCUUUAGCUACUUCUUUAAGUUAUCACGGGAAAAAACGAAGCUCUCGCACAUGCUGGAGUGCUUGGAGCUGCAGCCCGAGGGCCGAGCUCACAGCGGCCUGGAUGACUCGCGGAACAUCGCGCGGGUGGCGGGCAGCCUUCUCAGCCGGGGCUGCUGUCUGCGUCUCAACGAGAGCCUCUCACAGGGCCGCGUGACGGCCGUGCGCGCGGCGGAGGCCCUCGCCGCCACCCCCGUGCCCUACACGCCACAGCACAAGCACUCGCGCAACUCUCAGUCGCCCAGCCGUCUGAGAAUCUAGCGGCGCCGUCAUUCAUUCCUUGUUGGGGAGAGGGAAAGUGAAACAGAUGGUGCUAAUGAAUGUACGCUUUGACGCGAAAGUUCAUGCGCUGAGUCAUUGAACCAUAUGUCAAAUGCGACUAGUUAAUAUAAAUUGCAUUGGUGUGGUGUGGUGUGCUGGACUUUGUGCUUUUUUCUUGUUCCAUGUAUGUAUUGAAAAUGUGUUUGUUUUGUAUAAUAGUAACAUGCUAUUUUUUAAGUUAAACUGCCAUAAUUUGAUAUAUUUUGUAAAUGUGGACUGUAAACAUGUAAAAUUGGGGUAAACAGUUGAACUCUGUGAAUUGUACAUUACAAACAUGGUGAGUUGUUGCUGCAUCGUAAAAACGAUGCACCAGUUGUACAAAUAACUGGUAAGCCACAUUCAAAUCAAUGCUGAGCACUGAAAUAACCAAUUAAUUAAAAUUUGGAGAUGUUUUUAUACAUUCUGUACCAACAUUUUAUUGGCACAUAAUUUGACUACUAGCAAUAAAUGAAUCGUGACUAAUAAUAUUUUAAACUGACAAAACAAAUUAUGAAAGUCAUUUAUAAAAUUUAGCAAAAGCAUCGGACCAAAAUAUUGGUAUUCCUUUUCAAUAAAAUCAAUUCGCAAGAUGAUCAUUGUCAUGCUCGUGCGUACACCGUCAACUCGGGCAAACGUUUUCUAUUGGGCUUUAUAAACACUGGGUGUUUCUGAAUGCCGAUAACCAGUGGCGGCUCCUGCAAAAUCUCUCAGGGGGGGCAAAUGUCUGGAUGAUUGAUAAGGAUAAGGUCCACCCAUGCAAAGGAUAAAUUAACAGCUUAAGCAUGUAAAGGCAACUUCACUUUAAUAUUCAUGAAAAAUAAAGUGACUCUUACAAUA
This is a messenger RNA of Lethenteron reissneri (Far Eastern brook lamprey), 2350 nucleotides long. It is a transcript of the gene ERI1, whose product is annotated as exoribonuclease 1. Lineage: Eukaryota; Metazoa; Chordata; Hyperoartia; Petromyzontiformes; Petromyzontidae. Gene Ontology annotation, cellular component: cytoplasm; nucleolus. The record is from RefSeq and is a predicted model, not a curated record. Gene Ontology annotation, molecular function: nucleic acid binding; 3'-5'-RNA exonuclease activity.